ACCGCGAACGCAUUCUCUGGUCGUUAGUUCGCGAAUACAGCUGACGUUGUAAGGAUGUAUCGGUUGUUGGCUCGUCUUUAGUGAGGAAAGUGUCCCGGUUGCAAUUUUCCCCUUCUUGAAAGUGUGUGUUUGGAAUAGCAAAAUAAGAAAUAACGGGAAAACGCGGCGAUUGAAAAUGUUACAAUUUUAAGCUCAUCACGCUAGGGGAGUGUUAAAAUCUACUCAAUGUGAAGUUUAGCAGACAAAGGCAGAGAUUGAAAAAAGAAUCCACGCAACUUAAUUGGAAUGUCACCGCUGGGAUUAUUUAUUGAGAACCAAAGCGAGCAGUUCUGAGGUCUGAAAUCAUAUCGAGUCGACGGAACAGCAAUAGUAAAUUCCUCAGUGUGAACUUUCGACCUCCUAUCGCAAUCUUGAAAACCAAAGUCCAAACCAAAAUUACUAAUGUAACCGCAAUAAUGCAUCAGCUUAGAAAAUGUUCUCGGAGGAAUCUCGUAAUUGCGCUAACGAUUGCAGUCGGCUAUCUGCUCAUAGAUUAUGUGCUGAACAAUCGCGACAACAUAGACAACCGGGAAAAGAUAAGUUUAAUCGAGGAAUCGAUAAGGUCACUUGCCAAUCAGGGUGCUUGCAAGAUGCCAAACUUGCCCGUUGAUUCACCAGAGAUGCUAAGUUUCUUGAAGGACGAACCACCGAUCGAGUGUGGUAAUGAGAAUGAUGACUGGGUUUCAUGUCACAAAAACAUCUGCACCAUCAAACCGGAAGCAGUGAAGGCAAACGGUAAAAUCACCUGUGACUUCGCGGACAUCAUACGCACUGAUGAUUACAAAAUUCAAUUUGCCAAUCCGGUGCGGUCUACUCAGAGCUACGCCCUGAAGGAGAGUGAUUUUGUUCGGGUCAAAUGUUGGACAGAGUCCCGUGUCCGGUGGACUGGUAUAGUAUUCGGCAUUCGAAAAGAUCCCGAUAUUGUUGGACGUCGCAGUUGGAAUAAAGAUCACGCUAUCAAUGUCCUGAUGAUGGGCUUCGAUUCUCUCAGCCGAAAUGCGUUCAUUAGGAAGCUACCCAAGUCUUACAAGUACCUAACGAAGUACUUGAAGGCGCAGAUUCUGCAAGGAUACAACAUUGUGGGUGAUGGAACGCCACAAGCGUUGAUACCCCUUUUGACCGGGUUCACCGAGUUAGAACUACCGGAAACGCGUAAGCGAAUGAAAAACUCGGACUAUGUAAACGUGUAUCCGAUGGUGUGGGAUGAGUACGAAAAGUACGGCUAUGUGACGGGUUUCAACGAGGAUGUACCGCACAUAGGAACGUUUUCCUAUCGACUGAAUGGCUUCGAUGUGCAGCCGACCGAUCAUUACAUGCGUACGUAUUAUCUAGCAAUCGACAGUUAUUUGAGUUACUAUAAGAAGCUGUGCGUUGGUGCUCAGCCUCGUCACAAAGUUAUGCUAGACUAUACCAAAGAAUUCAUGCUAAGCUACCCAUCGAAUCCACGCUUUGUGUUCAGCUUCCACGGUGAGCUGUCCCACGAUUCGAUUAACCAGGUCGGGGUAGCGGACACCGAUAUCACCAAUUGGUUGGUGGAGCUUAAGCAGUCAGGAUUGCUCAAUAACACAAUUUUGAUUAUGAUGUCCGACCAUGGGAAUCGGUUUGCUGAGGUGAGGAAUACGCUCCAGGGCAAGCAGGAGGAGAGAUUGCCCUUCUUCGGGUUCGUUUUCCCCGAGUGGUUCCAGAAACAGUAUAGCGAGCAGUAUGCGAAUUUUAGAAGCAAUCUCAACCGACUGGUGACACCGUUCGAUGUUCACGAGACGCUGCAGGAUGUUUUGAAUCUUCAGAAUAUGAACGCGAAGCAAAGACCGACACAUUCCCGCGCUAUUUCCCUCUUCGAAGAGAUUCCAAGCAACCGGUCGUGCGCGGAGGCAUACAUCGAACCGCACUGGUGUGCCUGCCUGAAUUGGGAAACGAUUGAGGACACCUCGUCGGAGGAGGUAUUCCGCUCUGCCAUGGCGAUCGUGGACUUUAUCAACAAGUACACGGAGCGACACCGAUCGCUCUGCGCAACGCUCAGUCUGGACGAGAUCACGUGGGCGGCGAAGUUGUCACCCCACGACGAUCUGGUCAAGUUCAAGAAAAACAAGGACACCGACGGGUAUCUGGGCGAUUUUAGUUCCACGGGAACUAGAGUGGCACACGACAUGUACCAGGUCAAGCUCAUCACGAAUCCCGGCAAGGCGAUCUACGAGGGCAGCGUGCUGCACGACCUGAACAGCAAUCAGUACCGGAUAAAGCUGAGCGACAUAUCGCGCAUCAACAAGUACGGUUCGCAGGCGAACUGUAUAUACGACAAAGAUCCAGAAAUGAGGAAAUAUUGCUACUGUAAGCACUAGACAGCGAAGGAUGGGUGGCGAUGUACAUAAUAAGCAUAUUUAUAAGAGUGAUUUUUCGAGUCAAUCUUAGUUAUAAGUGUUUGGAAUGUUUAGUUUGAUAUGUAUGUAUUCCAGAAUCUCGAGGAAACUUGGACAGUGAGCACAGAAACUAUUUUUGUUUAAUAGGUUAUCCAAAAAUUUACUGUAAUGAAAAGAUAGGUUGGGAGUAUUUUUUUACAUUUUUACACGUCACAAACAGAUGGACUGCAACCGAAAAAUAUCUCUCGAUAAUGCUCAUUAGAGCUUGCGCCCAGUGUAAGUUAACAAAGUGGAUGUACAGUCACGCUGUAUUCGAACCCUUUCUUAUACUGACGUUUUCCUAAAUGAUGCAUUGUUUUUUGUGUCCGUAGUUCAUAAUUCAUUUUGCUCAAUGUGUUGAGUAAUAAAAAUAUUCACAAAAAAAAUACUCACUUAUUUCAGCGAAAAUCCCAAGGAGAGUUCUUUUUCUUGUUCACUUCGAUGAAUACACUUGUUUCUAGUUGAUUGAUUGUAUAUACCAAUACCAAUCAGAGGAUUAUACAGAACGCGCAUUUUAUUAGAUAAACUCCCCACAAAUCUUCUCAUCCGUAACAAAAUUGUUAAUUGGUUCUAUAUCCGCAAUGCUACUUUUCGUAUGGUUGAACAGCGUGUCGUUUAUAUAGGUAGGAGUGUGUGUGUGCAGCUUGGUGAAUGUGUUCUACCACCCUUACUUCUUUAUUGGAUCAAUUGUAGUUCCUCCACGAAUCUGUCCCCAUCC
Molecule: messenger RNA, 3153 nt
Organism: Toxorhynchites rutilus septentrionalis
Lineage: Eukaryota; Metazoa; Arthropoda; Insecta; Diptera; Culicidae
Exons: 5
Coding region: 456-2378 (640 amino acids)
Source: RefSeq, a predicted model, not a curated record